Molecule: messenger RNA, 1269 nt
Organism: Diaporthe batatas
Lineage: Eukaryota; Fungi; Ascomycota; Sordariomycetes; Diaporthales; Diaporthaceae
Exons: 2
Coding region: 1-1269 (422 amino acids)
Source: RefSeq, a predicted model, not a curated record
AUGAGACUUCCGGCGACGGCCCAGAGCGGAGCGGACCCCAAUCUUCUCAUCGUGAGCGUCAUGAACAUGGCGGGCGUGAGCCAGUUCAUCGCUAUCACGGGGAUGAAAGCCCCUGGCGGGACGAGCGGGAUGACCGCCGAGGAAGAGAGCCCGUCGAUCAACGAGAUCGUCACGAGUACGGGUCUUCCUCUCGACGUCGGCCGAGAACCCAUGAUGUUGAAAGUAUUGAGAGCCACGAGCGACACUACGAAUACCCGCGUAGCCACUCGCCGGAUCAAGAACCGUCGCGUCGUAGAUCUCAUCGUCGUGGCGAGUACAGAGACGAACUUGAACCUUGGAAACGCCGUCAGAGAAGCCGCAACCGCUCUCCUCCAGACUCGCUGUACAGCAGACCAGAUCAUCCCAGCCACGUCAGCAGCAACAGGCCUGACGAGUUCCACACAAGGCAUGCCUACCCACGAGGCGGAAACACGCGCUCGCGAGAGCACGUUACAAGCAACCGUUCUCGUCGCCCGACCGGCCCUGCGCACCGGUACUGGCCCAACGACCAAACAGAAGAGGAGGACUUUCGUGACGGACGGCAGGACCAGGCUCUCCCAGGACGACGCAGAGAGGAGCCUGAGAAAGAUCCGUUCCGAAGCGCGGCUCCUCCUCUCCAAGAUCUCGGGGCCUGAGGACGAGUCCAGGGAGCACGCGCCGCUGCGGCGCCGCACGACGUUCCAAGACCUCAGGCCAGCAGCAGGUCUCGCUGUGCCGAGCUCUGCCACUUCUUUAGCCGGCGAGACCUCGCCGGAGGGGCCGAGGCUGUCGGCCCGGGAGAAGGGGAAGGGGAGGGCUGGUCCCUCUGAGCCGCGUCGCCAGAGCAAGUCCCACUACCCCGCCGCUGAGGAGGACUCGGAGCACCGGGAGGGCGACCGCAUGUCGACGGCCGGGGGCCCUAUACUGGGCUCACUGGCGCACCCGGCCGCUCCCCGUCGUCGGACGAGCGCCGAGGCGGGCGGUGGUGAGCACCAGUGUGACUGGAAGGAGAAGUACGACGCCCUCAGGGCGGAGGUCGAUCAGGCCGCCUCCGGUGCCGCCGAGGCUGGCGAUGACCACCAGUGCGGGUGGAGGGAGAAGUACGCCGCGCUCAAGAAGCCGGAGGACGGCGAGGGCCAGGGCCAGCGGGACGAUAUCGGCCUGGAGGGGCUGACGAUCGUGCUGCACCUCAGAGGCAGGGACGACCUCGUCAUCAACACGGACUUGAGGGAGCUGGAUGCCAAGGGAUGA